Anguilla rostrata (American eel) is the source of this 4731-nucleotide messenger RNA. It is a transcript of the gene rapgef4a, whose product is annotated as Rap guanine nucleotide exchange factor 4a. NCBI's taxonomy places the organism in Eukaryota, Metazoa, Chordata, Actinopteri, Anguilliformes, Anguillidae. Gene Ontology annotation, cellular component: plasma membrane. The coding region runs from base 1146 to 3761 and encodes 871 amino acids. Gene Ontology annotation, molecular function: guanyl-nucleotide exchange factor activity. The transcript is spliced from 28 exons. Gene Ontology annotation, biological process: Ras protein signal transduction; positive regulation of GTPase activity. The record is from RefSeq and is a predicted model, not a curated record.
CAUGGCUUUAGACAUUUUUCGGUGGAAGUUUAGCUCUUGGACAAGUGAUAAAUUAUAGGAAACACUGCUUUAGACCUACUUCAGUGAAACUGUUUAUUUUUUACUUUCAUAUUUUUGUCAUUUACUUUUUAUAUUUUACCUUUCCAUUAUUCUCCAAGUUAAUGGUGGUCUUCAAUCUGGGGCUCCAUCACAAGAUCCCUGGGAUCAGGAGCUAUGCUUCUUUGUUUCUUGUGGGGUGGGGUUCUGUGUAGAUAUUUAGAUUGUGGUUUAGACUGAUAUUUAAUGUAUUGUCUUGUGCCAGAAGCAUCGACACGUAAACAGCUGAAUAUGAAAACAGCAAGGAUCCAGGAGUGAUGUAGACAUAGUCUACAAUCAAUAUACUGUUUUUCAACAUUAUCAUUUCAUUGCUCACCUCUAUGACUUUGUUGAAUAGGUUAGCCAGUUUAAAUUGGUGAGUUUUUACCAGAUGAUAUGAAUAAGUAUAAUCACUAUCUGUAACAAAUCCGUGACAAAGGAGCACUAGUGUUAAGUAUCAUUAAUAAAGAAUUGAUAGCUAUUUUGUAAUUAUACAACUGAACACUUACAGCCUGAUCCAUUGGGUGGUGGUAAUGUAUGGUGCCUUGAUCUUCCAACUGCAUGAGAUUUUUAUAUAAAUCUUGUCCACUAAAAGUGCACAUCAGUCUUCAAUGUAAAUAUCACUUAAGGGUUUUAAUAAUUGACGUAGCUCUCUGCUGGCAUUGCCUUUCGGGACCCCGGGAGCCUCUGCGCUCUCUUCUCCAUUCCAGUUGUAUAGUGGUGUGAUGCCUGCACUCAGUGGACCGCGAUGAUUGGAAUACAGCAAUCGCCUAGCAACUGCUGCGUGAGGGAAGUCUGGCUCCCGCCUCGCGAAUCACAUACGACCCCGCGUUCAGCUUUAAUGCAGCUAGGACAUGAACUGGAGCUGAGACUCAAGCACCGUGCACCUUGGAGAAUAGUCGCCGUACGCUGUCUCGCACUGUCUUCUGAAAUGUUCCUGUGGGCUACAGGUACGAUCCGCAUAUCUGGAGGGUGGUAGAAGGAGUGCGCACAUAUCGGGAUAUGUUAUCCCGUCUGUCAGUUUGCAUGGGGUGCUGAUACCUCUCCACUCCCGGAAAUACCGUCAGUGCAUGGCCGGUCUCCUUGCCCCCCCUUAUGGUGUUAUGGAAAGUGGACCAAGCAGUGACAGAAUGCCAGACAAAGCGAAUAUGAGCAACCUCACCUUAGGUUCUAUGCCAAAAAACCUGAACAAGACCCCUCUCAUUGAAAGUCAGGCCAAACCUCGCCCUAAAUCCGUUCUUCAGGUUCCAUCAGAAAAGAUCCUGAGGGCCGGAAAGGUUUUGCGCAAUGCCAUCUUGUCCAGAGCCCCUCAUAUGAUCCGAGAUAGGAAAUAUCACUUGAAGACAUACAGGCAGUGUUGUGUGGGCACAGAACUGGUGGACUGGCAGAUGCAGCAGAGCCCCUGUGUUCACUCCCGUACCCAGGCUGUGGGCAUGUGGCAGGUGCUGCUGGAGGAGGGCGUGCUCAACCACGUGGACCAGGAGCUGAACUUCCAAGACAAGUACCUGUUCUACCGUUUCCUGGAUGAUGAACGAGAGGAUGCUCCCCCACCCAGCGAGGAGGAAAAGAAGGAGAGUGAGGAGGAGCUGCAGGAUACGCUCCUGCUCCUGUCCCAGAUCGGCCCUGAUGCCCACAUGCGCAUGAUCCUCAGGAAGCAGCCAGGGCAGAGAACAGUGGAUGAUUUAGAAAUUAUAUAUGAAGAGCUUCUUCAUAUAAAGGCUUUAUCUCACCUCUCUACCACUGUAAAGAGGGAGUUAGCUGGCGUGCUGAUAUAUGAGUCCCAUGCAAAAGCCGGAACAGUGUUGUUUAACCAGGGAGAAGAAGGGACAUCAUGGUACAUCAUCCUGAAGGGCUCUGUCAAUGUCGUCAUAUAUGGCAAGGGUGUUGUGUGCACGUUGCAUGAGGGGGAUGACUUUGGGAAACUGGCUCUGGUGAACGAUGCCCCGCGGGCUGCCUCCAUCGUUCUGCGAGAGGACAACUGUCACUUCCUGCGGGUGGACAAGGAGGACUUCAACAGGAUCCUGAGGGAUGUGGAGGCGAACACAGUCCGUUUGAAGGAGCAUGAGCAGGAUGUGCUGGUCCUGGAGAAGAGCACUGCCAACACCCGCAACUCGAGCCAUGGGGCCACACCUUCCCACUUUAAGUACACUGUGAUGUCAGGAACACCAGAGAAGAUCCUAGAACACUUUCUGGAGACUAUGCGACUGGAUUCCCACUUCACAGAGUCAGACCCUGCUCUGGAUGACUUCGUUCUAAUGCGCUGUGUCUUCAUCCCCAAUAGUCAGUUGUGCCCAAUGCUUAUGGCCCACUACCAUGCUCAAGCAUCCCAAGGCUCAGAGCAGGAGAAACUGGACUAUGCCCUGAACAACAAGCGGCGGGUGAUACGCCUGGUGCUGCAGUGGGCCUCCAUCUAUGGAGAUCAUCUCCAGGAGGAGGAUGCCUCACUGGCUUUUCUGGAGGAGUUCUAUGUGUCUGUGUGUGAUGACUCCAGGGUGAUCCCGGCCCUGAAAGAGAUGCUGCCGGAACUGGAGAAGAUCGUCAAACAGAACUCUGAUGAUGCAAAAUCCUCACAAAAAAAGCACAAGGUCCUACUGCGGCAGUUCAGCAUGGGUGAUGAACGGCUUCAGAAACGACAGCCAAUCAAGAGCAAUGAUGAAAUCCUGUUUAAGGUGUACUGCGUAGACCACACCUACACCACUAUCCGAGUACCAGUGGCUGCUUCAGUGAGAGAGGUAAUCAGCGCUGUGGCUGACAAACUGGGGUCAGUGGAGGACCUCCUUCUGGUCAGCCUCAGUUCAGCUGGAGACAAGGUGGUGCUGAAGCCCAAUGACAUUUCAGUCUUUUCCACGCUUAGUAUCAAUGGACGUCUGUUUGCCUGCCCCAGGGACCAGAUGGAUUCACUGACACCACUGCCUGAGCAGGAAGGGCCAUCUCUGGGAACCAUGGGAACUUUUGAGCUGAUGAGUUCUAAAGAUCUGGCCUAUCAGAUGACUGUUUAUGACUGGGAACUCUUCAACUGCGUACAUGAGCAUGAGCUCAUAUACCACACAUUUGGGCGGCAGAACUUCAAGAAAACUACAGCCAACCUGGACCUGUUCCUGAGGAGGUUUAAUGAACUGCAGCUGUGGGUAGUCACAGAAGUGUGUCUUUGUGCCCAACUCAGCAAGCGUGUGCAGCUGCUUAAGAAGUUCAUCAAGAUUGCAGCACACUGCAAGGAAAAUAAGAAUCUGAACUCCUUCUUUGCCAUCAUCAUGGGCAUGGGUAACCCAGCUGUGAGCAGGUUGAGUCAGACCUGGGAGAAACUUCCUAGCAAGUUCAAGAAGUUCUACGGGGAGUUUGAAAGUUUAAUGGACCCAUCCAGGAAUCAUCGGGCAUACCGGCUCACAGUGGCCAAGCUGGACCCACCCAUCAUCCCCUUCAUGCCCCUGCUCAUCAAAGACAUGACUUUCACUCAUGAAGGCAACAAGACAUUCAUAGACAGUUUGGUCAAUUUUGAAAAAAUGAGGAUGAUUGCAAACACAGUGAGGAUAGUGAGAUACUGCCGAAGCCAGCCUUUCAGUCCAGAGGCAUCCCAGGCCAACAAGAAUCACCAUGACGUGCGGAGUUACGUGCGACAGCUGAAUGUGAUUGACAACCAGAGGACCCUUUCGCAGCUCUCCCACAGACUGGAGCCCCGUCGGACCUGAGCCAUUGCCGAUAAACCACACAAUACUACUCAUGCUGCUGCUGUACCUACCAAACAUAACCAAGCUUGAUGUGGAAUUUGUACCAUACUAUAUGAACCCCCAUUCAUGCACCCAGGCUGUUCAGCCCACAGAUAAGCAGAUCUGAGACUGCUCUACACUCCUCAUAGCCAUCUCCCUCUAUAACUCCUUUACUCAAAGGACACAGUGUUUCUCAUGCCCAUUGUCAGUAGCAUUUAGGUCCUUUUUGCCCUUUAUAUUUUUUUUGUUUUUCAUUUUCUCUGCCAAUGUGUCUGUUCCAAUCGCUACUUGCGGUUUUAAAGCAUUUAUUUCUAUCAGAGCUCUUUCCUGCUUAAACCUGUCAAUUUACAGAGGUCUUGCUAGAAUAAAAGAUGAAAGAAAUUAAGAUUGACCCACCCCCCACCCCCACCCCAAACUGGUUAGAAAAGGCUUUUAAAAGUUAACAGACUGAAAGCCAAAUGUGAAGCAUAAAUGUUCUGAACAUUUUUGGGAACUAUGUCAUUCAUGAAGACAGACACUGCCACAGAAGGAAUUAUUUAGUUUCAUUCCAUUAUUUCGCCAUUAGUAUAUAGUGAGGAUACUCUAGGGAUUAUCAGUAAACUUCAAAUAUUAAUAUUAUUUCUGUUAGCCAUUUAAAUGUUCAUAUAAUAGUCUUUGAUUAAUCCUUUGUUUUAUUACUGUAUGCCAUCAUUUUCCCAUCAUAGCAUUCAGCUCUAUUCAUGUGGUUUUGUAAAUCAGUUUAUUGAUACUUUGGUUUGUGUGGCUGUUAUCUUACACAUAUGGUGAAAAUUGCAUUGAUUUAUUUAUUUUGACCUCAGCAUGCACAGAUUAGAGAUAAACACUGAGAGCAGCUCCUUUUCAAUGAGUUUGUGAGGUGUAGUGUCUAUAAACUUUAUAUUUUAUGUUCAUUCUGUAAAUAUGAUAAAUGUAUUAAAUGUAUUUGAAGACUGUU